Molecule: messenger RNA, 6090 nt
Organism: Larimichthys crocea (large yellow croaker)
Lineage: Eukaryota; Metazoa; Chordata; Actinopteri; Sciaenidae
Gene: psd2
Product: pleckstrin and Sec7 domain containing 2
Exons: 15
Coding region: 664-3444 (926 amino acids)
Biological process (GO): regulation of ARF protein signal transduction
Molecular function (GO): guanyl-nucleotide exchange factor activity; protein binding; phospholipid binding
Source: RefSeq, a predicted model, not a curated record
AACCUAUUUUAAUGAUAUUUUAAUACACUCUGGGUCUGGGUUGUAUCAUCAGUGGACUUGUGUCAACACAACCAGCCAGUGCUAAUCUUCACUGCAGGCUACAGUGUCUGAUAUAUCAACAGGCCCUGGAGACACAGCGCAGGGUAACCACGGGAGAGUGAUGGUGCUCCUGAGCCGUCCGAGGGUUUCUCAGCUGCCAUUCAAACACUCUCCACGGAGAGGAGGAGACGAGGAGGACGGCUCCGAUCAUCCAUCCAUUCAUCGGUGAAUCUCUCUCUCUCCUCUCCGCCUGGACCUCCCGCGUGUCCCUACCAGCCUUGCGCGGAGGCGCGAGACUACACAACACCACCACCACCACCAGCACCACCGCGCGCACCGACGGUUGGUCGGCCGUUGUUACAACGGUUUGCACGCGCAUAGAGAGAGAGAGAGAGAGGAGGAGAGAGGAGGAGAGAGGGGGAGCUGCUGCUGGGAGCGUGGAGAGAGAGAGAAAGGAGCCCGUCUGUCAGUGUUAUUCCCCGGCGUGGAUGUGGAGAGACAGACGGGGCGCAAGAAACUCUGAUUUCCUGCCGCUGACUGAACGUUUUACCGAGGGUCUCUCCCUGGUUCUGGUUCUCGUCUCUGGCCUGAGUGGACAGCCGUCUCCCCUCAGUUAAGAGCACCAUGACCCAGGAGGGGCAGGCUCUGCCCUCUCCCACCCCACCAGAGAACCCAGUGGAGCCCGAUACAGCUACCACCACCAACAACAACACCGAAACCCACAACCAGGCUGAUUGGGACAAGCUGGCGGCCGGGGCGAAGGAGGAGACAGAGGAGGGGAAACAACAAGAAGAGAUCAGAGAGAGAGAGGAGGAGGUGCACGGGGAAGGAGAGGGGAGGGAAGGAGUAAAGGAUGAGGAGAGGGUAGAUGGAGCCGGUGAUGAGGAUGAGCAGACAGACGGAGGGGCGGAGGGAGAGAGGGAAGGGACGAGGGGGGAAGGAUGUAUGAAUGUGGAGGUGAGCUCAACGGGGGAGGAGGCAACGUGUGAGGCGGCGGGGAUGAAGGAAGAAGAGGAGGGGAAGGAAAAUGAAGAGAUGCAACCAUCUACGGAGGAGGAGGCAACUCAACCUCAACAAGCCGGGCGACUGGCAAACGGCAUAGGCGGUAAUGAAGGCGAUGAAGCGGGUGAGGAGGACGAUGGAGGAGAUGAAGGGGGGACUCAUGCACACUUGGACACUUUCAGCUCUAACUUUGAGACUACUGUAGAACAGGCAGAUACAGAAGUGGAGGAAGAGGAGGAAGAGGUCCAGAAAGAGGGAGAAGGGACAGAAAACCAGGACAGUUUCAGCUCGGUGUUUGAGCAGAUUGUUGAGCAGGUUGAUGUUCAGGAGGAGGAAGAGGAGGAGGAGGAGGAGCAGGAGAAAGGUAGGGUGGACAACAAAGACGGCUUCAGCUCCACCUUUGAGCGCAUCGUAGAGUCUGCCCUGCUCAGGGGCGGGACCUGCUACAGCAGCCUGGACUCUCUGGACGUGCUGUCGCUCACAGAUGAGACGGACAGCUGCGUCAGCUUCGAGGCACCACUGACGCCGCUCAUCCAACAGAGGGCGCUGUUACAGGGUCCUGAACCCUUGGAGCUGGAGCUGGCAACUGUUCUGGAGCAGGAUGGGGCUGAGGCUGGACUAGAUGCCUCAGGUGGUGAUCUCACGGUUGGUGAGAGCACUGUCUGUGGAGCUGGAGCUAUGGCUGGAGUAGGAGGAAGCCCGCUGAGAACCACCAUACCAGGGAGCAGGUCAGAGUUUGUGCUGAGCCAGCCUGGGCGCUGGGCCAUCCCUAAUGGAUACCAUACAGAGUCCCAGGGAGCCACAGAAGGUUGUGGAGCCAUGAGCAACUCCGUCAGCGAUGCCAACCUCACAGACGUGCUGUCUGACUCAGACGAGUGUGAUUUGGGCAGUCUGGAGCGUUUGGAGCGCGGCAGCACCGACACUCUGGCCAAUGGCUGCCGAGCCGACUGUGAGGCCGCCAAGAGGCUGGCCAAGCGCCUCUAUCACCUCGAGGGUUUCAAACGCUGCGACGUGGCCAGACACCUGGGCAAGAAUAACGAGUUCAGCCAGCUGGUGGCAUCAGAGUACCUGAGUUUCUUUGAUUUCUCCGGCCUGACGCUGGAUCGAGCCCUGAGGAACUUCUUAAAGGCCUUUCCACUGAUGGGAGAGACCCAGGAGAGAGAGAGGGUCCUCGUGCAUUUCUCCAGACGCUUCUGCCACUGCAACCCGCAGACGCCCUCCUCUGAAGGUCAGAGUCGUGAGGGAGGUGAUGAUGAUGACAUUGAUGAUGGAGCCCACACGUUAACCUGCGCCCUCAUGCUGCUCAACACCGAUUUACACGGACAUAACAUUGGGAAGAAGAUGUCCUGCCAACAGUUUAUCAGUAAUCUAGAUGGUCUCAACAAUGGCAAAGACUUCCCUAAGGACUUACUAAAGGUCUUGUAUAACUCAAUCAAGAACGAGAAGCUCGAGUGGGCAGUUGAGGAGGAGGAGCUGAGGAAGAGUCUGUCGGAGCUGGUGGAGGAGCAGUGUGAGGGCGGGAGUAAGCGCGUUGCCAGGGUAACGGACGGCAGUAACCCUUUCAUCGCCAUCCCCAUCCUCUUAAACGCCGUCACCUACAAACACGGAGUGUUGACCCGCAAGAGCCACGCUGACAUGGACGGCAAGCGCACCCCGAGGGGUCGCCGUGGUUGGAAGAAGUUUUAUGCGGUUCUGAAGGGGAUGAUCUUGUAUCUCCAGAAGGAUGAGUACAAGCCCGAUGCCGACAUUUCAGAGGUGGACCUGAAGAACGCAGUGCGGAUCCACCACGCUUUAGCCACUCGUGCCACCGACUACAGCAAGAGAGCCAACGUCCUGAAGCUCAAAACCUCCGACUGGAGAGUCUUCCUGCUGCAGGCCCCUAGCGAGGAGGAGAUGAUGUCUUGGAUCUUCCGGAUAAAUCUGGUGGCAGCGCUGUUCUCCGCUCCGGCCUUCCCUGCUGCCAUCGGCUCCAUGAAGAAAUUCUGUCGUCCCAUCCUGCCGUCCUCGUCCACCAGACUCAACCAGGGGGAGCAGCUGCUGAGUCAUGAGAGCAAGCUGAAGCAGAUGAGCCAGGAGCUGGAGGAGCACCGGAAAAACUCGCCCUCGGCCGACCCCAAGAGCCGCGAGUGGGAGGAGUUCCGGCUCAAGGAGCACUACCUCACGUACGAGAAGACUCGGUAUGAGACGUACAUCAGCCUCCUGCAGGCCAAGAUCCGCGCAGAGACGGACGACCUCGAGAAGAUCGAGGCCAGCGUGAUGGGUGGCCUGAUCAUGGAGGGCGGCCUGGCCGGCCGCGAGUGCCACCUCCGCAAGACGCAGUCCUCCCCGUCCAUCAGUCAGGCUCACGGCGGCGGGCUGAACGGGAGGGCCGCUGGGUGCACUGCCUCUGGACAGAGGAGCUGAGGGGGACGAAGGAGGACCAGAGACUACAGCCCACAAAACCACAUCCCUCCAAGCCAAAAUAGUUUAAUCCACCGACAGUGUUUUUUUUGUUCAUAUUUGGUGUUUUGGGCUCCUCCAUUCCUCCUGACCGUCACUAUCCUUCCCAGAAUUUAUCAACCCUGGUGAUAAGUUUCUGUCCUUGAGCAAUAGAUGAAGAAGAUGAAGAGCCCACGCUUGAUACCCCACAAGUGACCCUGCCAAACCUCAGUUCUCUGAACUUUAAUUAUUGCACAUUAAAACGAUCAUGACUGUGAUCAGUAUUUAUAACAACAUCUUCAGUGUUAUGUUGAAAGGAAACUCAGAGCAAUGUAGUUGUUUAGUUGAAAUGUGUUUUUUUUUUAGUUACGAGCAGAACAUUGAGUAAUUUAUCUUGUAUUAUUUGAAGGCCUGAUAGAGAACAAAGGGAGACAGACUGCUUUGUCUUUGUCCUCUCUGUCCUGUCCUGCUCCUGCAGCGAUCCACAUGGAGAUGGUACUACUGUAGCAUUCUGGCCUUUUUUUCGUUUACACACCCAGACACUUGUUUUAUGGACCUACGGGACAGUAUUGGGUGGAGUGUGGUGUGUGAUGAAGAUACAACAUAUCCAUCCCAGAGUUCCAAAAACUCUUCUCAGAACUUCUCAGAAGGAUCGAGUCCCUGCCAUGUAUAGCAUAUUUAUUUAUUUAUUUAAUUCUACAAACCUUUAUCGGCCCCAGGAAGGGUUUUCACCGAGGGUGCUCGCUCUCUUUCAGCAAUUUCCUUCUUGACAUUCACACAGUUAUAUUCAAUUGUAAGCGUAAAAAGGAGCUGCCAAGUAGAACAGCCAUGGUUUUAAACUGUUCGCUAAGCUGUUCCACCAGAGGAACCGGAGGUGGAGUGCCUUACUCAAGGGCACCUUGACACAAGUUGUUGAGGGAUUUGGAAAGUGGCUUGUCAGAGAGAUCACAAGUCUGUUUAUGUGAUUUUUUUAAAGCUGCCGCCACCCCAAAAUACUGAUAUGUAUUCAAUUAAUUUGCUUUUCUUAUGGAUAACGGUAUGUGACUGAAUGAAAGUGUUCUGUUUUAUCCCACAAACUGCUCCUCUCCUAUCACGAAAGAGCGCACUGAGCCGAUACGUAACAAUAUAUGGUCGGGUGUGAGGUUUUUCCGAAGAUCGAAAUGAAGGGCAGAGCAGCAAAGUGUGGGUGGGAGGCGUACCGAAUGACUGUUUGUGUGUGUGUGUGUGUGUGUGUGCAUGCUGUUUUUAAACUGGUUCCAGUUGAGAUGUUGGAAGCUGUAGGCAACAGGAAGAAGUAAAUAUAGCAGGGUCAUGUUUUUGUAUGAAGAAUUUAUCGCGCAUGUUUGGUGAGAAACAAUCCAACGGCCUUCUGCUGAACAUCACAAAUCAGGCCCGGAUCUCUCAAAAGCAUCUUCAGCACAAAGGCGACCGUCAUCCCGACGAGCAUAAAAACUGAACAUUUACCUCUCCAGACAGAAGAUCUACAUGUCACAUGGACCUAUCAUAGCUUGUCUGGCCUUGUCCUGGUGUGUUCUUCCACUGCCAUCUUUUCACAUCAACAGACGGAAGAUGUUUUUGGGAAAUCAGGCCUCGGCGUAGCUUAAGAACCGGCGGCAGCAGGACUGCUUAACGUGCUAAAGUCAAAAGACCUGCAGCAAAAACAAACUCCACCAGCAGAGUAGCCAUCAAAACAUCCUCCAAGUGAGUGAGGAGGAGGAGGAGAAAAGACUGGUUUUCUAAGAGAAAGGUUUGGUUUUCUAAGUAAGACUGCCAGCCAAGAACAUGCAAAACAGUCGUCCAGCACACAUUUUUCCGAACACAGGAACCCAACGUAUUAACGUCUGUUUCUCGUUGAAGGAGGAUGUGAGGAGGUGGGCAUGUGGUGAGAGGUGAGGCUGUUUGUGAGCACCUUAAUUAAUUCCCAACCAACCAACCACACGCACACACACACACAAACACACACCUUUCCUGUUUCUACGUAAUUUGCUUAUGACACAACUGUAGAUCAGUGAGCUUUAGUGCCCCCUCUCCCUCCCUCCCUCACUCAGCCUUGAUGUGGCACAGAAGCAUGUUGACAUAACCAGAGCUGUGGAUAUCGACCGUAUGAACAAUCAUAUCUUUGGCUCCGGACACGCGACGCUUCUGCUGCUCCAUAUAUCAUAUUAAUAGUGACUGACGUGGGGUCUGAGAUCCUUUUUUUUUGGGGACUUGGCUGGACACCUGGAAUCACAGCUGGAAUCCUGGAACUGGAUCCUUGUACAGACCAAAAUGCUGAAGCGAAGCUGAGUUUUCAGAGAGGAAGUACCAUUUUAUAAAAGCUGUAUUGUUAGGAUAAAUAACUGCUUUCUUACAGGGAGACGUCCCCUUAUAGUCACUUUGGCUGUUGUGCUAACCAUUGUUUCCCGAUGUUCUAGGGUAGGCCUGUGCUGUAAUAUAGGAUUGUGACGAAAAAAAAUAUUUGUUUGAUUGUUUUAUUUAAAAAAAAAUGACAACUUCGGCACUUUGAUGUCAGCAUUGGAUCUGUCUUUUUGUUUGUAUAUCGGAACUGUUUUUUGACAGGAUGCUCAUACUAUGUAAAGGACAUAUUUACUGAAUAUUUAGUCUGUGCUUCAUAAAGUAAGCUUUUAUACA